AUGGUCGUCGUUUCGGUAUAUCUGGACGCGUGUCCAGCGGCAUGUUCAAACCACGGAACGUGCGUUUCGGAUACAUCCGCUUUUUGCAUAUGCGAUGUUGGGUUCACCGGAUCCAGUUGUGAUGCUCCGGCGUCUGCCGUUUCCGCUGCUGUCGUUGAGACUUCUUCAAUUGGGUUUUUCGCCCGUUGGUUUUCUUCUUUCUUCCAUAUUUUCUUUCUUAUUUCGUUCGUUCCAGUGCUCCCGUGGCUCCUGUUCGGACUCGCUGUCAUCUGGAUUGGUGUGUCGCAUGUUCGCCGUUGGUACGCUCGACGUCGUCGUCGUUCAGUCGCAGUUCAGACGACGCUCUCCAUCUCACCGCCUGCCGAUCCAUCCGCUCCGGCCGCCAAAGACUCGACAGUUGUUCCGUUUCCAAGCUAUCUCUCAAUUUCAUCAACACCAUUAAAUAAAGAGAAGCUCCGGAACGAAGCAGUUGCCGAGGAGAGGGAGAGCCCAGUUGCUUUGUUCAUCUGUCUACCUGAUGGAGAAUAUUUCAACCGCAACCGUCUUAAACAUCUCAUGGCGGACAAAAGCGGUCUUGGCUGGUUGAUCUAUAUUUCUUUACCACUGAACCACCUGCAUCACCCAAAGAGCUCUCACUCUACAGUGACGUUUUUACUUGCCGACCUCCAUCAUACCGCCAUACAACCCAAUAAAGAUUCUACUCAUGGAUACACACACUACAAAACAUCGUUCCACAGUUAA
Messenger RNA from Caenorhabditis remanei, 741 nucleotides. RefSeq lists its product as uncharacterized. The record is from RefSeq and is a predicted model, not a curated record. The coding region runs from base 1 to 741 and encodes 246 amino acids. NCBI's taxonomy places the organism in Eukaryota, Metazoa, Nematoda, Chromadorea, Rhabditida, Rhabditidae. The transcript has 2 exons.